CAUUUUCGAAGCUCUUCGCAAUAAAACAAAAAAAGAAACAAGAAAGUUAAAUUACAAUUUAAAGUACAUAAUCGUAUUUACUGCGUUUGAAAAAGGUUUUUUAUUUUAGGCUGCAGUUUCUUUUUAUUGUCGUAUGUCCAUCCAGAAUUUAAACACUCGUGACCCCUUUGCUGAUGCAAUCAAGGGCAAUGAUGAUGACAUUCAAGACGGACUUGUCCACAUAAGAAUCCAGCAGAGGAACGGUCGCAAGACAUUGACCACUGUUCAGGGCUUAUCCGCUGAAUAUGACUUGAAGAAAAUAGUCCGGUCCUGUAAAAAGGAAUUUGCUUGUAAUGGGACUGUGAUUGAGCAUCCCGAGUAUGGUGAAGUUCUGCAAUUGCAGGGCGAUCAACGUGAAAACAUCUGCCAAUGGUUGACCAAGGUGGGACUCGCCAAGCCUGACCAGUUAAAGGUCCACGGCUUCUAAGCUUUGCUGCAAAAACAAAGUGUGGAUUUCCAUACAUAUACACACACACAAAUAACACACUCACACAUAUAUAUUAUAUAUAUAUAUAUAUAUAUAAACACCGAAAUUGCUAAAGUUCUCUGUUCCAAUGAAAGAAAAAACGAUACAUAAAAAGUAAAAAACAAUAGACCAUUUACUACGAACAAUGUUAAUCAUACAAGUUAAAUAAAAUUAAAUGUUCAAAUUAA
Molecule: messenger RNA, 693 nt
Organism: Drosophila grimshawi
Lineage: Eukaryota; Metazoa; Arthropoda; Insecta; Diptera; Drosophilidae
Gene: eIF1
Product: eukaryotic translation initiation factor eIF1
Exons: 3
Coding region: 134-466 (110 amino acids)
Biological process (GO): translational initiation
Cellular component (GO): eukaryotic 43S preinitiation complex
Molecular function (GO): ribosomal small subunit binding; RNA binding; translation initiation factor activity
Source: RefSeq, a predicted model, not a curated record